This is a messenger RNA of Debaryomyces fabryi, 2088 nucleotides long. RefSeq lists its product as uncharacterized. The coding region runs from base 1 to 2088 and encodes 695 amino acids. The transcript has a single exon. The record is from RefSeq and is a predicted model, not a curated record. Lineage: Eukaryota; Fungi; Ascomycota; Pichiomycetes; Serinales; Debaryomycetaceae.
AUGACUGAGAAUCUAUCAUUGGAGGUUGGAGCAAGAGAAUAUUUUGGAAAUGAGGAUAGUUUGAUGGAAUUUGAGAAAACAAGGCACCAAAACAGUAGUUCUGAAGAUGCUAAACGAUCCAACCCGUUUGAUGUGCUAUAUGAGCCACAUAAGGUACAUUCUCCGAGUCAUUAUAGUACUCCCUUGAGUCAAUCAUUUCGGUAUCUUGAAAUGGAGCAUAACAAUGCAAUGAAUGGGAACAGAGGUACACAUGAAACAACGCAUAGUAACAUUGUCACGAUUCUUGAUUCGACUGACAGUGUUAACAGAAGUGGAUCAAUGAUCUCAAGAUCGGCAACAUUGAGAAAUAGAAACAGGAUAAAGUCAAGGAAUAAAAUGGUAAGAAAAAAUGAACAAGGCUCAAGUCCUGAGAAACCCAAACAAAAGUCAAAAUUGGCCUUCUUGUUUCCAGUUAAGAGGGAAAAAUCUUUGAAACAAAAGCCAAGGUAUGUACCAUUGAAUAGGUCGCCUAAAUUCUCCAAUUCUCAAGAAUUUCAAAAGUUUUUUGAUAAAUCGAAUGCUGCUGAUUUAUUAGCGGAAAUGCUACCCCAAAAAAUAAACCACUUCAAAUACAAAAGGUUAUUUCUUCCUGAUCCUAAAUUAGUAACUUCAAGCGCAUAUUAUCAGAUUACCAGAAAUAAUUCAUUUGUAAUCAACCCCAAAACACAAGCUUCCAAGAUGAUUAUUUCACUGCCUCUCAAAGAUACCUUUACAAAAAACGGUGUGAGGAACGCACCAGAUCUUGACCAAAAAUUUACAACUCAAGACUUUAGUUCUCAAGCUUAUAACAAAUACAGGACUAGUGUUUUCUCAAAUAAAUUAAACUCAGUUCCUACCUUCUACCAAUUAUUUCCAGAAGAGGUCAACCUAGGUAUGAUAAAUGCUUCAGAACUGAUGCAUAUUAAUAGAAAGUUGUUAUUCGAGGUAUUGUUGAGAAGAACAGUGGCAGCAAAAAUUGACUAUAGAUUAAAACAUAACGGCUAUUAUAAUAAGAAAUCAAGUAAUGAAACAUCCAGUAAAAAUGAUACAACUUCAGGCUCAAGUUCGGGAUCAUCAUUUGAUAACGAACGUUUUGAUAAUCAGAACUUACCAAAGUUAUCUAAGUCGCAUACAAACUCAUCAUCUAAUGACGAAUCAAUUGAUACAGAUGAAUUACUACAGCAAAAUGCAUCAUUAUAUUCAGGUGUAUUACCAUCUCCACAAAUAAGUUACUCGUCAAGAAUUGAAUUGGAUUGUCUCGUUUCCGAAAUACUGGAUUCACCUAAUUUCUUACCCUUGCAUAAGACAAUCCAAAAAAAGAAUUGUUCCAGUUCUUCAGUAUAUUCUACGCCCCAAACAAAUUCUUUCGUAAAUAAUGGAAAAUUCACACCAAUGGCUUAUGUGGAGUCACCGGAUCUGUUGUACAUGGCUACAUUUAGAAAGCAACUUAAUACCGAGCAAAACCCAAGUCAGACAAGAUUACCCUCAAUAAAUACGAAUCAAACAAUACAUUCUAGAGGUGAUUAUAAACGACACGCUGUGAUUAGUCAGGACGAACCAAAGUCAGAGAUCUUUUUAGAUUCCUCCGACAAUUCACCUAGCUUGAAGACAAAGCGCAAAUCACUAACAAGUACAAAUACUUCAAUUUUGCAGGAGUUAGAAGACUUAUCUAGUGAACUUUCUUCGUACGCUAUUGGGUAUGAUGAAAUGGCACAGAACUUGCGUUAUUCACCACAAGAUGAAAGUUUGAGUGUUCCAGUGCAACCACAUCACAACUUAAUUCAAUCAAUUGAAGCAUCAAACGAUUCUGUUGGUUUAAGAUCUGCUAACUCAACACUUCCAAUAAGAAGUGAAAGUCCUGUCGCUGAUAUUAAAUCAAUGAGAGCCUCUAUUUCAAUUAUUGGCUCAUUAAGUGAUUCAAGCUCUAAUUCUUCAUCUAAUAAAAAGGCAUCUCUUCAAGAAGCUAUCAUUGCACAUAACCUAAAUUCAAUUGACGCUAACAUAUCAACAGUUGCUUUGAAAUCGAUAAGUUCAAAUACAGGUUCAAGGUUAAACACUCCUGUAAUAUAA